CCUGUUGACGGUGCCGAGUUUCUCCCUGAUCAACAUUUUGAUAUUUCUAUCGAACUGCAUAACAUUGGUGCUACUGCCACUCCCGAUCUAUCACAACUUAAAGCCACUAUCAACAAUGUUCCCAUUGAUAAAUUUUUCAAAUCUUCGUUUGCUGCUGCCGAAUCCUGGAAUUUUACCUAUGCCGUCGAUGGUGCUGCCCGUGACGCCAAUCAAAUGACCACUGUCACUGCUACCCGUCUUGCUCUCCGAUCCGUUGCAAUCAAAAAGUCAGGCGACUAUGUUUUGUCUCUCAAGAGCGGAAACCAAACUGUUGAUGCCACGUGGACUGUUCGCAAGAUUAGCAGCCGAAAAACUAAAAAUCUGGUUUUAUUUAUCGGUGAUGGUAUGGCACCAUCCAUGAUUGCUGCUGCUCGGUAUAUAUCCAAAACUACCAAGUUUGGCAAGUUUGGGUCCAAUUUUCUGGAACUCGAAAAACUUGGCUCGAUUGGUAAAAUUGCAACUAAUGGAAUCGACGCAAUCAUUACUGAUUCUUCAAACUCUGCAUCUGCAUAUCUUACUGGUCAAAAAGGCUGGGUGAGUGGUCUGAACGUGUAUGCCGAUACAUCUGAUGAUAUUCUUGACGAUCCUAAAGUUGAAACACUUGCCGAGUAUAUUCGUGGUAAUCGACCCAAAAUGUGCAUUGGUGUUGUUACCACUGCAGCCAUAUAUGACGCUACUCCUGCAGCAAUGUACUCGCACACUCGUUCCAGAUACGAAUAUCAGUCAGUUGCAGACCAAAUGCUUAAAGUAAUCAAGCCAAAUAAUUUGACAUGGACGCCAAAACCAGUACAAGCUGACGUACUGCUUGGUGGAGGUGGUUCGACAUUCUGCCUCAAAACCAACGGUACAGCUUGCAAAUCACCCGUUGACUAUUAUGCUCUUUACAAGAAAUUCGGAUACAAUGUAGUCAAGUCCAAGGCUGAGCUUGAAAAGGCACCUACUACUGAACCGCUUCUUGGUAUUUUUACUGCUUCGCACAUGGAUACAUGGUACGAUCGCACUCUUCGUCUUGAAAACUUGAAACUCAACAAAAAGUCUGGUCCAGAUGGUGUUGGUUCUGCACUCGAUCAACCUGGUCUAGAACUUAUGACUCAAAAAGCCAUCGAGGCACUAUCCGAUCCUAAACGAUGCUCUGAUGGAUUUUUCCUUAUGGCCGAAGCCGCAUCUAUCGACAAGGCAAUGCACGCAUUAGACUAUGAUCGUGGUCUUGCUGAUCUGCUCGAACUAGAUCGCACUAUCAAGGCCACCAAAGACUGGGCGUUGAAACAUGGUGACAAUACUGCGAUUAUUGCCACUGCUGAUCAUUCACAGGCAUUUGACACUUAUGGUACUGUUGAUACCAAGUACUUGAACGCGCUCCCAGACGAUGAUACCAAUAUUCUUGGUGCUGGUAAAGAUGCAGGCAUUCAGUUCCAAAAACAUCUUGCUAUUGGUGAAUAUGAUACGGCUGGAUGGAUUGACUCUGUUAUGGAUGAAAAUGACAUGCCAACCAAAUGGCAAGGACGUUACCGUCUUGCCACUGGUAAAGUAGAUGGUCCUCAGAGUGUUGAAAACUGGCAAAUUCGCGACAAUACUGUGCUUAGGGACAUAUUCAAUGUCACUGGCUGGCAAUCCAUUUACCAAGCCAACCCGGCUGAGCCAUCUGGUAUCAAAAAGAGCGGCAUGAACCCUCCAACAGAUGAUCAAAGUGUUCACUCUCUUCAAACUGUCGAUAUUUAUUGUCAUGGACCAUCUAACUGGCGCCAGCACUGUGCCAAAGUCAUGGACAAUACAGAACUAUUCUUCAUUAUGGCAGAGGCACUUGGUCUUGGAUUUCGAUCUACCUACAGAAACAACUAA
Messenger RNA from Batrachochytrium dendrobatidis JAM81, 1878 nucleotides. RefSeq lists its product as uncharacterized. NCBI's taxonomy places the organism in Eukaryota, Fungi, Chytridiomycota, Chytridiomycetes, Rhizophydiales. The record is from RefSeq and is a predicted model, not a curated record. Gene Ontology annotation, biological process: dephosphorylation. Gene Ontology annotation, molecular function: alkaline phosphatase activity. The annotation marks the transcript as partial. The transcript is spliced from 3 exons.